Molecule: messenger RNA, 7179 nt
Organism: Oncorhynchus masou masou (cherry salmon)
Lineage: Eukaryota; Metazoa; Chordata; Actinopteri; Salmoniformes; Salmonidae
Product: receptor-type tyrosine-protein phosphatase delta-like
Exons: 41
Coding region: 397-5853 (1818 amino acids)
Biological process (GO): peptidyl-tyrosine dephosphorylation involved in inactivation of protein kinase activity
Cellular component (GO): signaling receptor complex
Molecular function (GO): protein binding; protein tyrosine phosphatase activity
Source: RefSeq, a predicted model, not a curated record
CACAGAGCCUCGCGAGGUUCCUGUUUUAACGGUCGUCUUUUCUCGAGCCAGCUCGGAUUUUGAAAUCGUUCAUUCAGGACCUCGAGGUCGGGCAGGAAGGAGGGAGUGAGAGGGAUAUUAUAGCGCUCGGCUGUUUCUAACUUGGGUGAAGAAAGAUAAAGACAACUCCCUGGGAUUCUCCAUACACCGAGGAUUUAUCCGGAUAUUACGGGGAAUUCUGGGAGUUUUUUUUAUUCUUUCGUUCCUUGAGGAUGAAACAAUUGAGCGGAACCCUCCGUUAAACCCUCCCUUAACACUGCUCUUUCUCUGUCGGAGGUUAGAACAUGGAACAUGGAAGAAGGUUGUGAGGGCUCUUUCUCGUCUUCCUAUUGGCCAGUGAGGCUGUGAGGUCACGGCAUGUGGAUUACUAUUUAUCCCAUGAUGCUAUCUGCCAGGCCGGGCUACUUCCUGCUGCUGCUCAGCUUCCUGCUCCUCGCUGAUGCAGACUCGCCACCCAAGUUCACACGGACCCCAGAGGACCAGACCGGGGUGCAGGGAGGGGUCGCCUCCUUCGUCUGUCAGGCCACUGGAGACCCUCCGCCCAGCAUAGUCUGGAACAAGAAGGGCAAGAAGGUCCAGAACCAGAGGUUUGAGGUAAUUGACUACGAGGAUGGCUCUGGGUCUGUUCUGAGGAUCCAACCACUGAGGACUCCUAGAGAUGAGGCUGUCUAUGAGUGCCACGUCUCCAACCCGGCCGGAGAGAUCACUGCACUCUGCAGACUCAACGUUUUACGGGAGGAUCAGCUCCCCUCGGGUUUCCCCACCAUAGACAUGGGUCCCCAGCUGAAGGUGGUGGAACGCUCUAGAACGGCCACCAUGCUGUGUGCUGCUAGCGGCAACCCCGACCCAGAAAUCACCUGGUUUAAAGACUUCCUCCCUGUCAACACCACCAAUAACAACGGGCGAAUCAAACAGCUCCGUUCAGGUGCCCUCCAGAUAGAGUUGAGUGAGGAACAGGACCAGGGGAAAUAUGAAUGUGUUGCCACCAACAGCGAUGGAACCCGCUACUCCACCCCCGCUAACCUAUACGUCAGAGUACGCAGGGUCCCUCCCAGGUUCUCUGUGCCUCCAGCAGACAGUGAGAUAAUACCAGGAGGCGGUAUCAACAUCACCUGCGUGGCUGUGGGCUCCCCCAUGCCUUACGUCAAGUGGAUGUUAGGCACAGAGGACCUCACCCCGGAGGACGACAUGCCUAUCGGACGCAACGUCCUGGAGCUGGGAGACAUACGCCAGUCCAACAACUACACCUGUGUGGCCAUGUCCACUCUGGGGGUGAUAGAGGCCGUGGCACAGAUCACGGUGAAAGCCCUGCCCAAGACCCCAGGUAACCCAGUGGUAACAGAAAGAACUGCCACCAGCAUCACACUGACCUGGGACUCAGGUAACCCUGAACCUGUGUCCUACUACAUCAUACAGCACCGUCCUAAAGAGUCUGAAUGUAAGACCUUUACAUCUUUCCUGGCCUUCACCUCUGCUCCAGGACCUCUCUCCCAGGACCUGCAGAUCAUAGCCAAGACUGGAGUUCCGUCCCAGCCAUCAGACUUCAAAGGAGAGGCCAAGUCGGAGACCAGUAUAUUGCUGUCAUGGGUGGCUCCUCCACAGAGUGGGCCUGAAAACCUGAUCACUGGAUAUGAACUGGUGUAUAGGAGGUCUGGUGACAACGAAGAGAAGAAGCUGAAUUUUGACCCCGCCUCCUCCUACCUUAUAAAGAAUUUGAAGCCAUUCUCCUCCUACACCUUCCAGCUGGCAGCACGUAGCAAACACGGCAUCGGAGCGUAUACCAACGAGGUUACCACAGAUACACCACAGACACAACCCUCGGCCCCUCCGCAGGAAGUCACAUGCUCCAGCCCCAACUCCACCAGCAUCCUGGUAAGUUGGGCUCCGCCCCUGGCGGAAUUCCAGAACGGAAUCAUAACGGGAUAUUCCAUCCAGUAUUCUGUCACGGAACGGGACAACAGGACUUCCCAGCAAGUCAGCCGAAUUCCACCGGGAAGCUCUCCGUACCUUCUGGAAAACCUGGAGAAAUGGACCGAGUAUGGAAUCACGGUCAGGGCCCUGACGGAAGCCGGAGAAGGACCAGAGAGUCUACAACUACUAGUACGCACCGAAGAAGAUGUUCCCAGUGGUCCUCCGCGCGACGUGGCGUCGGAGGCAGUGAACUCCUCAGCAGUCAGGGUGGUGUGGCGGGCACCAGCCGUGGAGCGCCAACAUGGUCAGGUCAGAGGUUACCAGGUCCACUACAUGAAGAUGAACUAUGGAGAACCCGCUGGACCCAAUCUCAUCAAAGAUAUACUCCUAGACGACUCACAGUGGGAAUACAAUGAAUCAGCAGAAUAUGAGUUGGUUCUAGGGGAACUCCAGGCUGAUACUGCCUACUCUGUGUCUGUGGGGGCGUACACCGCCAAGGGAGACGGGGCACGGAGCAAACCCCAAACUCUCUGCACUGCCCUCCCACUCCCAGAACCCCCCAGGCUCUCAGUAAGUCCCACCCCCGUGGGCACGGCCCAGCUCCAGUGGCUGCCUCCACCCAGCCCCGCUACCCCUCUCCUGGGGUACCGUCUAACCUUCGGACGCCUGGAUGUCCUCCCCCUCACCGUGGUAGAAUUCCCCGCCAAGGAAAAGUCCUACACCGCUCAGGAUAUCCACAAGGGGGCGUCGUACGUGUUCCGACUCUCCGCCCGGAAUAAGAUAGGAUACGGAGAGGAGGCAGCGACCGAGGUGACCACUCCGGAAGACGUUCCCGGAGGAUUCCCGGAAAAUAUCCUGUCAGAAGGCGCCUCGGCGUCUUCCAUACGGCUCGUCUGGAAGUCUGUCCCGCUGAUCGAACGGAACGGGAAGGUUGUGAAGUACUCGGUGCAGUACCGGGAUGUUAACGGUAGAGGUGGGAACGCUACCGGGGAGGUGGUGGUGACGGUACCGGAAUCUAGCGUGACGUUGGAAGGGCUGAGCGCUGACACGGUGUAUGACGUCAGAGUGCGUGCGUUCACGGCGGUAGGGGCGGGGCCGUAUAGUCCCGGCGUUCAGUUUAGGACGCAACCGCUAGAUGUGGAAGUGUUUGCUACUAACUUCAGAGUGAAGGCUGCCAUGAAGAACUCAGUCCUGCUGACCUGGGAGAUACGAGACAAAACACCCUCCCAGCCUUUUACGAUCCUGUAUGGUAAGGGUCAGAGUGUUGAGGUGGAUGGUAAACAGAACCAGAAGCUGAUAACAGGUCUGCAGCCGGAAACACAGUACUCCUUCCUGUUGACUAACCGUGGCAACAGUGCCGGAGGUCUACAGCACCGCGUAACCGUGACGACCGCCCCGGACGUGCUGCGCACCAAACCCACGCUGGUGGGGAAGACCAACACAGACGGGAUGGUGACGGUUCAACUACCUCCCGUACAGACCACCACUACCGUCAGGGGCUACUAUGUGGUGGUGGUUCCUCUGAAGAAGCAGAGAGGAGGGAAGUUCUUGAAGCCUGGUGACAACCCUGAUCAGAUGAACCUAGAUGAGCUCCUGAAAGAGAUCAACAGGACCAGUGUGAGCCAGGCGCUGCGUGUCCGUCGCCAGGUCCCGGCCAGCCAAUCAGAUCCCAGGGCCUAUGUUUCCGCCCACUUUAAGACCCUCCCCCAGGAGUUCACCCUCGGUGAUGGGAGGAGCUAUGGAGAGUUCCGGAACCGCCCGCUGCAAAACGGACAGGAAUAUGUGUUCUUCGUGCUGGCGCUGCUAGACCUGUCUAAUAAUACAAUGUAUUCAACCAGCCCCUAUUCUGACCCCGUGACCUCCAAUGACGUGGACCCUCAGCCAAUCGUAGAUGAGGAGGAGGGGCUUCUGUGGGUGGUGGGGCCGGUAAUGGCUGUCAUCUUCAUCGUCUGCAUCGUCAUCGCCAUCCUGCUCUUCAAGAGUAAACCAGACAGGAAAAGAGCUGAAGCAGAGGGAAGGAAGGCUACUUUCCCCUGCAGCAAGGCCAUGUCCUCUCAUCAUCCUACUGAUCCUGUGGAGCUACGUAGAAUCAACUUCCAGACCCCAGGAAGUUACCGUGUAUCAGCUUUCCGCGGCUACAGACGAUUGUCAAGCAUGGCUAGUCACCCACCUGUCCCCAUCUCCGAGCUCGCCGAUCAUCUAGAAGGCCUGAAAGCCAACGACAACCUGAAGUUCUCUCAGGAGUAUGAGUCCGUUGACCCCGGACAGCAGUUCACCUGGGAGCAGUCUAACCUGGAGGUCAACAAGCCAAAGAACCGCUACGCUAACGUCAUCGCCUACGACCACUCCAGGGUUCUACUGUCCAGCAUCGAGGGUAUCCCAGGCAGCGACUACAUCAAUGCUAACUACAUUGAUGGCUACCGCCGUCAAAACGCCUACAUCGCGACGCAGGGCUCUCUCCCCGAGACCUUCUGUGACUUCUGGAGACUGGUUUGGGAACAGCACACGGCCAACAUCGUCAUGAUGACCAAGCUAGAGGAGAAGUCUCGGGUAAAAUGUGAUCAGUACUGGCCUACCAGAGGAACAGAGACAUAUGGGUUGAUACAGGUUACUCUGCUGGACACUGUAGAGCUGGCUACAUACUCUGUUAGGACCUUCUCUCUCUACAAGAGUGGCUCCAAUGAGAAGCGUGAGAUUCGUCAGUUCCAGUUUACAGCCUGGCCGGACCACGGGGUCCCCGAACACCCCACCCCCUUCCUGGCCUUCCUCCGACGGGUCAAGGCCUGCAACCCUCCAGACGCAGGACCCAUGGUCGUACACUGCAGUGCUGGAGUGGGCCGGACUGGUUGUUUCAUCGUGAUUGACGCCAUGGUGGAGCGAAUCAAACACGAGAAGACAGUUGACAUCUACGGUCACGUGACCCUCAUGAGGUCCCAGCGGAACUACAUGGUGCAGACGGAGGAUCAGUACGCCUUUAUCCACGACGCGCUGCUGGAAGCCGUCGCCUGCGGCAACACCGAGGUUCCGGCGCGAAACCUUCACGCCUACAUCCAGAGACUGACCCAGAUAGAACCGGCGGAGAACGUCACGGGCACGGAACUGGAGUUCAAGCGGUUGGCCAGUGCGAAGGCCCACACCUCCAGGUUUGUGAGUGCCAACCUGCCGUGUAACAAGUUCAAGAACCGUCUGGUGAACAUCAUGCCCUAUGAGUCCACCAGGGUCUGUCUGCAGCCAAUCAGAGGAGUGGAGGGGUCAGACUACAUCAACGCCAGCUUCAUAGACGGAUACAGGCAGCAGAGGGCUUAUAUAGCCACCCAGGGCCCGCUGGCUGAGACUACUGAGGACUACUGGAGAAUGUUGUGGGAACACAACUCUACCAUAGUGGUCAUGUUGACUAAACUGAGGGAGAUGGGACGGGAGAAGUGCCAUCAGUACUGGCCAGCAGAGCGUUCUGCCAGGUACCAGUACUUUGUGGUGGACCCCAUGGCUGAGUACAACAUGCCCCAGUACAUCCUGCGAGAGUUCAAAGUCACCGACGCCAGGGACGGCCAGUCUCGGACGGUUCGUCAGUUCCAGUUCACUGAUUGGCCGGAGCAAGGAGUGCCAAAGUCAGGGGAGGGGUUCAUUGAUUUCAUUGGCCAGGUGCACAAAACUAAAGAGCAGUUUGGCCAGGACGGACCAAUCACGGUGCACUGUAGUGCUGGUGUGGGGAGGACAGGGGUCUUCAUCACUCUGAGUAUCGUUCUGGAGAGGAUGAGAUAUGAAGGAGUAGUGGACAUCUUCCAGACUGUCAAGAUGCUGCGAACACAGAGACCUGCUACGGUACAAACUGAGGACCAGUACCAGUUCUGUUACCGGGCCGGUCUGGAGUAUCUGGGUAGCUUCGACCACUAUGCAACAUAAUCCCUCCCUCUGGUCUGCGUCCCAAACAACACCCGAACUCCCUGUGUCGUGCACUACUUUAGACCAUAGUGUAUUCUCACUACUGUGGCCCAGUGUUUACACUCAAAAGUAGUGCACUACUGAUUAGUGCGCUAUGCAGGGAAUAGGGGCCAUUUGAGAUCAGGCCUCCACCACCUCCAGAGGGCAGGGCACCCAUGGCGCCACUCCUCCCCCAAAACGAGCACCUAAACUGAGCCAUAUUUGCGUGUCUGACCGGGGGAUACCUCCAGACCCCAACCCAAACCCACUCACUACUCAGUCAGAAGUGCACUACUUUGUGCAUUAUAUAGGGAUUAAGACACCAUUUUGGACGCGAACUGGCACUACUUAACAAUGGAAUGAGGAUUCAAUGGAUUGAUAUUGGAACAAGUCUUUACAUGGUGAAGGUAGACAGUCAGGGGAACAAGUCUUUACAUGGUGAAGGUAGACAGUUAGGGGAACAAGUCUUUACAUGGUGAAGGUAGACAGUUAGGGGAACAAGUCUUUACAUGGUGAAGGUAGACAGUUAGGGGAACAAGUCUUUACAUGGUAGACAGUUAGGGGAACAAGUCUUUACAUGGUAGACAGUUAGGGGAACAAGUCUUUACAUGGUAGACAGUUAGGGGAACAAGUCUUUACAUGGUGAAGGUAGACAGUUAGGGGAACAAGUCUUUACAUGGUGAAGGUAGACAGUUAGGGGAACAAGUCUUUACAUGGUGAAGGUAGACAGUUAGGGGAACAAGUCUUUACAUGGUGAAGGUAGACAGUUAGGGGAACUCACUUCAUUCACAGGGGAACAAGUCUUUACAUGGUGAAGGUAGACAGUUAGGGGAACAAGUCUUUACAUGGUGAAGGUAGACAGUUAGGGGAACAAGUCUUUACAUGGUGAAGGUAGACAGUUAGGGGAACAAGUCUUUACAUGGUGAAGGUAGACAGUCAGGGGAACUCACUUCAUUCACAGGGGAACGAGUCUUUACAUGGUGAAGGUAGACAGUCAGGGGAACAAGCAACACCCACCUGGAUAUGUACUGGACUACAGUAGGAUGACAAACUCAGCAUCAAAUCAACUUUGGACAUUUUCUGUUAUUUUUAUCAAGAAAGUCCACUUUCUGUUUUCCGUCAGGGAUUGACUGGACAUUGUGGGGACGACGCAGAGAGACUUUUGAGGAGUGGAACUGUAAGGAACAAACAGUAUUAACGAAACGAGACACCUUGGAUUCAUAGAUCAUGAAACACACCAGGAGGACAUUUCUUUGGGCCCCGGAAUGUUGUUUCAGGUGAAUGAAGAAGGAGAGGAGGAGGAAGAUG